UAGGGGCCGCGCACCUAGCACAACAUAACCUCACUUUGGUGUUUUGAUUUUUUUCUGUGUAAACAAUUUUCCCGCGAGAGAAAAGGAAGUUUUCGGAAGCAAAAAAUGAGCCUGGAUCUGCUGAAUAUAUCCCUGGGGGAUGUAAAGAAGGACAUAAUGCAGGGAAUUGUGGAGUGCAACAAGAGAGGCCUUCUGCAGAGCGCUAAAUGGCUGGCGGAGCUGAAUUUUGGGAAUCAGAAAGCCCUCAGCGGUAGGACGAAGCAGAUGGUACCGCCACAGCAUCUUGUCCUCGCGGAGACGGGCAUUGGGAAUGUGGAGUAUGAUGAGUAUUACCUGGCCAAGGCGUACUUUGACUGCCGUGAAUAUGACCGGGCGGCGUAUUUCACGCGCGAGAGCGUCUCCCCAGUUCCCAAGUUCCUCCACCUCUACUCCCGGUACAUGGCGAAGGAGAAGAAACGCCUGGACAACAUGACAGACAGCCUCACCAUGAAUGAUGCGUCUGAGCUGAAGGAUCUCAAUGAAUUGAUGGAAGAUCUCAAGGUGGAGUACAACGAACGGAAACUCGAUGGGUAUUGUCUCUACCUCUACGGGGUGAUGCUGAAGAAGCAAAAUCUCAACCAAUUGGCUGUUAAUGUUCUCCUUGAGGCCGUCAAUCAGGCCCCAAUGCUCUGGGCUGCAUGGCUUGAACUCUCUCCACUCAUUCCGGACAAAGAGAAGUUGCUCUCAGUGAAACUUCCGGAUCAUUGGAUGAAGAACAUCUUCAUUGCACACACAUACAUUGAACUCCUCCUCAAUGAUGAAGGGAUCAAGCAGUAUCAGGAUCUUCAGCAUGCUGGCUUCAGUAGCUUCUACAUUACCUCUCAACUUGCAAUUGCUCAUCACAACAAGAGAGACGUUGAGAAAGCCAUUGAAAUCUUCCAACAGCUUCAGCAGGAAGACCCCUAUCGUCUGGACAAUUUAGAUAUCUAUUCCAAUCUUCUCUUUGUGAAGGAAUUAAAGACGGAAAUGGCUCAUUUGGCGCACAAAGCCGUUGAGAUAAAUAAAUAUCGUCCGGAAACAUGCUGUGUCAUUGGGAAUUACUACAGCAUCCGGCUGGAGCAUCAGCGAGCCAUUACGUACUUCCAGCGAGCUCUCAAGCUGAAUCCACAGUACCUGUCAGCAUGGACGCUAAUGGGGCACGAAUACAUGGAGAUUAAGAACACCAAUGCUGCAAUUCAGUGCUACCGGAAGGCCAUUGAGGUGAAUAGUCGUGAUUUCCGGGCAUGGUAUGGCCUCGGGCAGGCCUAUGAGAUCCUAAAGAUGCCCUUCUACAGCCUCUACUACUACAAAACAGCUCAGCAGCUGCGGCCGUACGAUAGUCGCAUGCUCGUGGCCCUGGGGGAGACGUACGAGAAGCUGGAGAAGAACCUCAAUGCCCUGCGAUGCUACAAGAAGGCCUGCAAUGUUGGGGAUAUCGAAGGAAUAGCUCUUCUCAAGUUAGGCAAUCUCCAUGAGAAAUUGGGUGACUGGAAGAAUGCCAUUCCCGCAUUCCUCGAAUAUUGCUCCGAUGAUCGCCCUGUCCUGGACAAAGCAUCCCUCUACCGGACUUUUGCAAAGCUCGGCACGUACUACGAGAGCAUCGGGAACUACGAUGAAGCAGCGCGUUUCGCCUACAAAGCCCUGGAGCACGAUGAGACGAAGAAUGAGGCAAAAUCUCUGCUGAAGACAAUCACAAAUAAACGAGCAGCCACGCAGGCGGUGCCCCCGGAAGUCACGUCGCCACGUCAACCGGAACCCUACAUGAGUGAAGUGGUGUACAUGGAGGAGAGCGAUAUGGUAAUCGAGGGGAGUAUCAUAAGUGAGGAUCAGCCGGAGGAGAGGCCUAUUUUUGAUGAUAGCAAUGAAUCCAUGUUCACAAACUACUGAGAGAUCCUGCCACGAAUAAAAAUUGUUUAUUUUGAUAAAAA
Molecule: messenger RNA, 1946 nt
Organism: Lutzomyia longipalpis
Lineage: Eukaryota; Metazoa; Arthropoda; Insecta; Diptera; Psychodidae
Product: cell division cycle protein 23 homolog
Exons: 2
Coding region: 106-1905 (599 amino acids)
Biological process (GO): cell division
Cellular component (GO): anaphase-promoting complex
Molecular function (GO): protein binding
Source: RefSeq, a predicted model, not a curated record